GGAGUUCUGUAACUCAGCUUUGCUGUCUCUGACGGAAUAUGACACCUAGCCUUGCUGGAGAUUUGCCUAACAUUGAUUGAAACCACUUACGAACACCCCAAUUUACUGUACUGUGUGCAUGAAUUGUACGGUGUGGAAUUUCUAAGUCCCUGAGCUACUAAUAGUUAACAGGGAGGGGAAAUGUAUGUACAACCUACUGGCAGCACUAACCCUAACCUCCGAGCGGGCCCGGCUUUUCAUGAUGCUAGGCCACGGCGUCAGACGGGACGCGUCACUGCGAGGGAGGUAUGCGGUGAGUUGGACAUGCCUUUGAGGCCGAGACACCUCGGGUUGCUGCGUAUUACGGAAAGCCUAAAUGGAUUCUCUCUUCAGUUUGCGAAGACACAAACUGAACGCAACCAGCUCAACCAACAAUUGCGCGGCCUACUUUACCCAAGUUUAUCUACCUUAGGUAUUUAGUACGACCAACUUGCGAUCCUCACCGCCAUCAUGACUUUUGUCGACACCAUCACCUCUGUAUUCGGCAAUCUCGCACCCUACCACUUGCUGUUCUUCUCCACCCUCCUGGGCACCGAGCUGUACCAAACCUUCGUCAACACCAAGAUCUGCUACCUUGCCCUCCCGCGGCCGACAUUCACGACCCUCCAGAAGCGGCUCUUCCCUAUCUACUUCCGCGGCCAGACAAUCUUGCUUCUUCUGACGGCCGCAACCCUUCCUCCGCGCGGUCUGUUCUCACUAGUCAAGCACAAAGCCGACUGGAUCCCGUUCACCCUGGCGGGAGUGACGGCCGUGCUUAAUCUUGUGGUGUACGGGCCGGGGACGCAGAAAGCGAUGGUGGAUUGCAUUCAUCAAGAGACUCGAGAUGCAAAGCUCAGGCUCAAUGGCCACUUAGGCGAGGACACGCCGUCUCCCGAGAUGCAGCGUCUCAGAAAGGCCUUCUCCAGAAACCAUACCAUGUCCAUACAUCUGAACUUGAUAUCCAUUGUGGCAAUGGUGUUUUAUGGCUGGAGGUUUGCUUCUCGGUUGGCUGUUGUGUCUGAGUAGAAGCAGCCCAGCUGCUGAGGUGCUUGAGUUAUCCGCUAGUGUGGUGAAACACGAUGGAUUUCGGAAGUCCGAUGUUUUUUUCUGCUGAGCACUACUAGUACAGAAGUAAGGUUGGUAGAUCAGAUCAAGAUUCGAGUCGUCCUGUACAAUACCACUAGACGUAAAUGACACCCCUGGG
Chaetomium strumarium is the source of this 1222-nucleotide messenger RNA. RefSeq lists its product as uncharacterized. The transcript is spliced from 2 exons. The coding region runs from base 490 to 1044 and encodes 184 amino acids. The record is from RefSeq and is a predicted model, not a curated record. NCBI's taxonomy places the organism in Eukaryota, Fungi, Ascomycota, Sordariomycetes, Sordariales, Chaetomiaceae.